AUGGACACCGCAGCGCGAAAUUUGCGCGGCUUCGUUGAGGAUGUCCAGUCACCAAGUGCCGGCCUGUUGGAUUUCCCCUCACCUGCAAGCGACCUAGAAAUCUACACUCCGGGUGUUGGCUCGUUGUCUUUGGCAGCAAACGUGACCUCUAAUCCAUGGUCGGAUUCCGAUGUGUGCCUAUAUUCUGCAACAUCUGCAAUUCCUGAUACUGUAGAGCAGCCGCAACCUUCGUUUUUCACGCCAGCUCACGAGUUCGAACAGCCUGAUCUUGGCUUUGACACUCUCGUUGGCGCUCGAGUAGCACCUGCCGCAGCCAGUCCUCUGCCACUUCUCUCCCAAAAAGACCCAAGAGACCUUCGUCUGCCAUCCUUCACGCAGCUCGGUAUAGCUGCCCCGCACUCCGAAACAGUUCGUCCGUUGCUUGUACGCAACCCUCAUCCUCGUCUUGGCGACGACGACUCAGCAGCUCGGUCUCAAUUCGACGGCACAGUCUUUGGAGAAAACGCGAGACCCUCGGCUGAUCGUCGUGUCGACGAUGCUGUGUUUGAACACGUAAACGCACGCCAACCUGAAUCUUCACCCGCAGUGCAACCCAGAGCACCCCUUCACGUCCCGGUGCAUCACUAUGUAACGACGCUUACACCUCCUGACGAUACUGGCAGAAUAACGUGGGAACCUAUCACGCAGUUUGCGACAGAGCCCAUGGCUUCUCCUGUGACUGCUAGCGGAGACCUGGCUUCCGGUGCUGAGGCUUCAGCCGCACCGGAAUCAGAUGGGUCGGCACUUCCAAUCAUUACACGCUCCACUCCAGUCGAAGAAUUGCCGCGCCCAUGGCUAAAGGACGCAAUAACAAUCAUGCUCCAGAAUAUUCACUCCGCGUCAAAUGCGUAUCAAGACCCAAUCAAGGUCCUUUCGCACGCACUACCUUGUCCCUCAACAGAAGGCCACGCCUUUCCCACCAUAAUCAGCUCUCUACACGACGACACUCCGACCUCGCCCACGUGCUGGAUCAAUGUUUUCCAUGCUCUUCCCGGUAGAUUCAGUUUGGCAGAUCUUCCAACCUCACCUCCCAGCACCCCUGGACCUCCCAUUGGUGGCGACGAUUACUUCACCAGCAAAGUCUUUGACUCGGCUGUACACAUACUCGACUACGCCGACAACCUUAAAUCUCUCCCACAAUCUCCGCGCCCUGUUGUACCACCUUCUUCGGUCGAUGUCUCGAUAGUCGAACGCUAUAUCCCACCUACCAACAAGAACGAGUUCGCUGAGAUGUUCACCACGAAGGGUCCCUCGCUGCUUGUAGACAGACUGGUCGAGUUGUCACCAGACAAUGGCACGCUUAUCUUCAUAUAUCCUACCAAGCGCGGAGCGCAAACAUUCGUCAACGAGUACCUUGGUCCAAUCCUCGACCCAAUCCUCAGAUCUAUGGUCGUUGUCAACGGAUUCUCGUCAGACAUGGGUCAGCAGCUGGGUAAAAUGUCUGCUGUCGACGAACUGCCUGACCAUGACAUGAUGAAGAGAAAGAUCAUGUCACUCUGCUCCUCGUUGAGCCAGUCAAGCCCCGGUAUGGAGCGCUUCCACAAGAUUCCCACGAACUUCGAGUUGCUGCUCUCCUCCACAGAGAAAAUCACACUGGACCGCAAAAUUUGGUCGGAGGACUGGUGGGCCAAGCAGGAGAAGCCACGUAUCAGAGAAACCAUUUCGCGCUUCUUCCGCAAAGCCAACAGAGCGCAGGAGGACCAGACACCCGUCAGUCUUGUUCACGAGGUUCUUGAUGGUGUUGCUCAAAGGUCAUACCCGGAAGGACGAGAUAAACCAUCUGACAUCGAAGUCAGCGUGUUUGUCAUUUCGAGAUCGAGAUGCACCAAAUGA
Aureobasidium namibiae CBS 147.97 is the source of this 1872-nucleotide messenger RNA. RefSeq lists its product as uncharacterized. The coding region runs from base 1 to 1872 and encodes 623 amino acids. The record is from RefSeq and is a predicted model, not a curated record. Lineage: Eukaryota; Fungi; Ascomycota; Dothideomycetes; Dothideales; Saccotheciaceae. The transcript is spliced from 3 exons.